Salpingoeca rosetta is the source of this 2490-nucleotide messenger RNA. RefSeq lists its product as uncharacterized. NCBI's taxonomy places the organism in Eukaryota, Choanoflagellata, Craspedida, Salpingoecidae. The transcript has 25 exons. The record is from RefSeq and is a predicted model, not a curated record. Gene Ontology annotation, cellular component: TORC2 complex. The coding region runs from base 106 to 2490 and encodes 794 amino acids. Gene Ontology annotation, biological process: TORC2 signaling.
CUUCGCAGAGCAAGCAACAAGAGCAGUGAUCAUCAAAUCACCCACCCCACACACGGCCGCACGCACCCUUCCUCGCUCACGUCAAGUACUGCCACCCAGGCCAUCAUGUCACUGGCUGCCGCAGCGCUGCGUCGCCGCGGCGAAGCCACAAAGUCGCUGCGGCAACGGAGGUCUCUCCGCGAAGGCGUGCAUCAGCGCGUCACCAGCAUGAGUGACAACGAUGAGAAGAUCCGCGCCAUCCUCGACGCCAUUCUCUCCGAUGAGGAGACCACCCCAACAGACGAAAAGGUUCAUUUCCUGAACCAGCUCACCAACCUCUUUGGAAAGACGGCAGCAGCAGACGCCCUCUCUGUCAGUGGCGUCUCCCUCCACGAAAUCCUUGCAUCGCUGCGCAUGUGUCUUGCAAACUCGUCCACGCAGUUGCGUGCCGCCACUCUCCGCUGCCUCCGCCAUUUCGUCGCUUCCGCGGAGACGUGUGCGAUUGCGUACGACCUUGGGCUGGACUUCUUCCUCGUGCGGUCGGUGCAGCAGUUUGACACGCGCAUCGAGGAGGUGGAGCGUAUGCAGGCCAUGGCGCUCAUUCGCCAGGUCAUGCGCCUCGCGCCAGACGACUUCCCGCGAACACUCUCGUCGUGCGUGGCUGCGGUUGCGCAGUCCCCCGAUGACGCCCUGCGCAUGCUCGCCCUGGAGCUCCUCUGCGAGAUGGCCGUCCGCGCGCCCCACGCAUGCUGCUACUGCUUCGGCUUCGAGGUGAUGAUGUUGGUGGUGCUAGCGGUGAUUGUGGUGGUGGUGGUGGUGAUGAUGAUGAUGAUGGUGCUUUGGCUGGUGUAUCUCUCGGGCGCCGGCGGCAUCAAGUGUGUGCUGGACACCCUCACCCUCCCCGACAUUGCAACGGAUGAGCUUCAGCUUGCUGUGAUUGACAUGGUCUACGAGAUGCUCGUGCUUGAUUUCCCAGACACGAGCGAGACAGACGUCAAGAAGGGCUUCGAGGGGAUGUUUGGCAUUCAGACGUCUUUUCUGCGGAGAGAAAACCGCAUUGACCUGAUGGACGUGUAUCGCGCCGCCGUGCUCGUCGCCCUUCUCGACGCAAACAUCAUUGAGACGCUCGUCUCGGUCAUUUCGAACGUGGAUGGAGAGACGGUCGGCUGGCCGGCAACGGUGCUGCUGUGUAACCUGAUCCACCUCACCUCCCGCCUCCUCCCACGGCCCACAGCCACCUCCAUCCUCGUACGUGAGACGGCGCGGUAUCUGCGUGACAGCGCACUCCUGCCGCGAAUCGCCAGCAUCCUCGACAGCACCGCCGCCGGCCAGGAGGCGCCGCUGCUGUCGAAGCGGCGGGUGGCGACGACGCAGGCGCGCGACUACUUCCAACUCAUCGAGGCAGCAUCCUCUACAUCACACGGGCACAUGCUGCUGCAGGAGUCUGGCGUGCUGGUGGCGCUGCAGGCGUGUGCGCGGAACAAGGCGCGAUCUGAUUUGCAGGCGCUCAUUGCGCGGCACCUCGACAUCCUCCCCGACGUGCCGCAGGGAUCAGCCGUCACCGCACGCAAGAUCAUGGAGUCGCUGCUGCACCACGGUUCGGAUCGCGUCGUUGAUGCCGUCUUUGAGCGCUUCUGGCGCACCCUCUCCAGCAACCAGGACUAUGGAGGCUGCUGCCAGUGGACGGUGGCCGUUCUCAUCAAAUGCCUCUCUACAAAGCACGCGAUGCAUGCGCUGGAGCUGUUGCAGCGGGCAUGUGCACAGGACGCCUUUAUUGAGGUGGUGGCCGAACACGUGGAGGAACUCUGCGCAAUCAAGGACAUUGCGCGGCCGCUGCUGCUGCGAACACUGAGCCACGACGUCGCAUACAAGCGCAUGUCGAACCUCGGAUUCGUGGAGAAGGAACUUGCAGACUGCUCCGCUGUCACCAUCAUCACCAUCAUCGCCAUCGACCGCACAGCCGCCAUCACACUCCGGCCGACGCCAGCCCCAAUCUGGCGUGAUGCAGACAUUGCACAUGUCAUUCGUUCUGACGAAGAGGCGCCCCCUCGACAUGUGCAAGACUUAUCGCAUCAGCUCAGGCACGCAGCUGGUGUUCAGCAAAGAGGGCGGGCGGGGUCUGCCUCGACUACUCCCGGACCCAAGCAUGCAGGCCAAGACAUUGCCGUGCCGGACCCCCGGCAGCCUUCAUCCAGACCGCACGAAGCACGGCAGCCCAGAACAGACACCAUUGUGCUCGAAAACGCCACCACAACCACAAACGUGCACGACCUCACCACAUUCACGUGCAGGGACGUCAACGCGACCCUUUUGUUGGCCUCCCUUAUCCACAUUCGCCCCGUGUCGGUGCGCGGGCUGGUUGCUUGGCGACCCAUCGACUUUGUAUGUGCACGCCGCCGAUGCCCUGCCAACGUGCGGCGGGUAUGCCACGGCUCGGGCUGUGCCAGCAGUCUGCUGGACCACGGUGUGCCCCUCAAGCCCGCCGUCCGCACCACACGGAUUGCCCACUGA